CCCCAGCUGCUGAUUUCGUCAAAGGAGGCUAUUGAUGGGCUGCAACUGAAAGUUCCAGCUGAUGCGCUACAAAGGUUUGAAAAGGUUGGCCUAUAUCUACCUGGAAUUUGCGCUGAUUACGUCCCAAAAGCUAUCGACGAAUUUGACAGUAGCGAUUUUGAAGGUAUUGAGAUCGAUGGUCCUAUCGGUUUGAACAUGUCGGCUCUGGAAGCUGCCGGAGUGAAUCUGACCGCACUCGCUGAGAAGUUGCGAAAUGACACCGAGGUGGACGACAUCCUCAGCAGAACAAACGCCUCUAUCAAAACGCUGGGUGGAUCGUUCAUCCUUCCUGUGCUGAACAAGAACCAAUACGAUCCUUUUUCGGCUCCCAUUGUCUUCCAGGGAAGCGCCGUUGUUGUUCGAUUUGGUAUUUACAUAGAGUCAAUGUCCAACUUCCAGACGUCAACUAUGGAUUACGACAUGGAUAUCUACCUAUUGAUGGCUUGGAGAGACGCACGUCUAGUAAAUCCUUACGACAAGCCGAUUCUGGUGAAGGAGGAAGAGAUUCUGGAGAAGAUCUGGAGACCGGAUCCCUUCUUUGCAAACGCUAAGGAGGCAGAAUUCCACGAAGUCACCUUCCUCAAUUUUCUCAUGCGCAUAUUUCCCGAUGGAUUGGUGCUCUAUGAAACACGCGUCAAGAUCAAGCCAUCGUGCAAUCUCAUCCUGUGCAAGUAUCCUCACGACAAACAAACCUGUGAUCUCCUCAUCAAGUCCUUGUGUUCUACUACAAACUUUCUGAUUUCAGGAGCCUUUUCAUGUCUUCGCGCUGUGUUCCGCCUCAAAAGAGAUGUCGGAUUUCACAUCGCCCAAACCUACAUUCCAACUUCGUUAGCGCUAAUGUUCUCCUGGGUUGGCGUUUGGCUACCGGAAGAAUUCAUGGAGGGUCGAAUCGGUGUCGCUAUAACAGUUCUGCUCACACUCUCUACGGAAUCAGCUGGUGCACGAGAACAUCUCCCUAGUGUUUCUUAUCUAAAGGCUAUUGAUCUCUGGUUCGGUUUCAUCACCGGAUUCGUGUUUUUCACGCUGCUACAAACAUUAUUUGUGAUCGGCUUCGACAAACGAGCCAACCAAUUGAUAUCUGGACAUCUUCUGCCGUGUCUUCUAUCCGCUCAGUUUUGUCCUGUUUUUAAUUAUGUACUACUUUGUAUUCAC
Ostertagia ostertagi is the source of this 1191-nucleotide messenger RNA. NCBI's taxonomy places the organism in Eukaryota, Metazoa, Nematoda, Chromadorea, Rhabditida, Trichostrongylidae. The record is from the annotation of a GenBank genome assembly.